Messenger RNA from Lactuca virosa, 804 nucleotides. The record is from the annotation of a GenBank genome assembly. Lineage: Eukaryota; Viridiplantae; Streptophyta; Magnoliopsida; Asterales; Asteraceae.
CUCACGGCGUUCCUUUCUUACCUGAGAUUUUAAACUCGAGGACAAGGUGAGAGAUGCAUAUUUUCUUUUUAUAAUUUCGUAAAUUCGUUAGCACCGGAAAGGAAUUCAUGGAAGCGAAGAUCGGAAGGUUCUUUGAGUCCGUAGGCGACUUCUUCUCAGGCGGUGAUCAGAUUCCUUGGUGCGAUUCCGACAUUGUCGUUGGUUGUGAGCGUGAGGUUGCUGAAGCUGAAAAAGGUUCUAAAGAUGAACUAAAACAUGAGUGUCACAUGCGUUUAUCAUGGGCUCUUGUUCAUUCAAGGAGACCUCAAGAUGUACAACGUGGGAUAGCAAUGCUUGAAGCUUCAUUGGUGGGUACAAACAGCCCAUUACAAACAAGAGAAAAGAUGUAUCUACUUGCUGUUGGAUAUUACAGAAGUGGGGAUUACUCUAAAAGCAGACAACUUGUUGAUCGCUGCUUGGAGGUUGCACCCAACUGGAUGCAGGCGUUGAAUCUUAAAAGAACAAUUGAAGACCAUAUUAAAAAAGAUGGUGUAAUUGGCAUAGGCAUUGCUGCAACCACCAUUGGGGUUGUGUUUGGUGGAAUUGUGGCGGCAAUGGCUCGCAGGUAGCACCACCUCAAAUAUGUUGUCUGGAGAUGCACCAGCGCGAUGCAGGAGAAAUUUGAUAGUUAAAAAAAAAUUAUUAUCAUGCAAAUUGUAUUUGAUGUUAUAGGAAGAAAUGAAAGGAUGUUGUAAACAAAGGAAAUUGAAAAUCCAGUUUUAAGAAAAGGCUCAAUGACACCAACAACGUUACUUGAAUUUAUUU